Myotis myotis is the source of this 3312-nucleotide messenger RNA. It is a transcript of the gene MGAT1, whose product is annotated as alpha-1,3-mannosyl-glycoprotein 2-beta-N-acetylglucosaminyltransferase. Gene Ontology annotation, cellular component: Golgi apparatus. Bases 879 to 2222 code for a protein of 447 amino acids. The record is from RefSeq and is a predicted model, not a curated record. Gene Ontology annotation, molecular function: alpha-1,3-mannosylglycoprotein 2-beta-N-acetylglucosaminyltransferase activity. The transcript is spliced from 4 exons. Gene Ontology annotation, biological process: protein N-linked glycosylation. NCBI's taxonomy places the organism in Eukaryota, Metazoa, Chordata, Mammalia, Chiroptera, Vespertilionidae.
AAACUCGGAGGGGAGGGGCGCCGGGUGGGCUCCGGGACCGAGGAGUUGGAACCCCGUGGGGUUGCUGCAGGCCGGGGCGGGCCUCGCACACUCCCGGGAGUGGCCCGGGAAGGAGUGGGACAGCGAUGAGGAGUUACAUCCCCGGCGCAGUUUUGGAAGCAGAGGGGGAGGUGGCGGUGCAGAGUUGCAUGUGAGGUUAACGCAGGAGGCAGCCGCCUGGGCCAUGCCGGUUCGAAGGCCUCUGUCUUCUCCGGAGCCCCAGCAGGAGACAGAGGGGCCAGUGUUCGCAGUGGAUGACUUCCCCUCCCUGAGCCCGAGAUGGGAUAGUAGCUGGGACCCGCCUACCACCAGGAUCUGGGCCUGAGAAGCCAGCUGAAUGAAGGGCCAUACCAGACGCCUGGGAGGGACACUGACGCCCGCAGAGGGGGGGGAGGGGUCCGGACCUGCCCCUUCCCCCCCAGACUCCUCCCCCUCAGAGGACACUCAGCCAUGGACUUUGGACGCGGAUCAGAGGAGAGAAGCUGCACUUUGUUUGGUGUCUCCGGUUUGGGAGUCUCAGUUUUGGAAAUGGAGUGCUGGAUGGGGUGUGAGGAUCUCCAGGGGAGCAGCUGAGAGAAGAAAAGAAAGAAAUCACUAGUCCUGCCCUCGGCCUGACCCGUCCACAAGACAGUCCCCUCAAGACAGCCGUCAGCCUUCUCACGUAGGCGCCAGGAAGGAUGCUUAGGCCGAUUAGCCAGGACCAGUGACAGAUUUGACCAAAUGUGCAUGGCUACUUCCUAAUCCCAAAGCCCAGAGGACACAUCCCUAGAACUGUGCGGGUGAGGCCGGCCAGCAGGGCAGCUUGAGCGCCCCUCUCGUGGCUCCCCGCGGGGGCCAGGAUGCUGAAGAAGCAGUCUGCAGGUCUUGUGCUGUGGGGCGCCAUCCUCUUUGUGGCCUGGAACGCCCUGCUGCUGCUCUUCUUCUGGACGCGCCCUGUGCCCAGCAGGCUGCCCUCAGACAGCGCUCUGGAUGAUGACCCCACCAGGCUCACCCGCGAGGUGAUCCGCCUGGCCGAGGACACCGAGGUGGAGCUGGAGCGGCAGCGGGGGCUGCUGCAGCAGAUCUGGGAGUACUCUGUGCGGCGGGGCCAGCGGUGGAGGGUGCCCACUGCCGUCCCACCUGUGCCGCCACGAGGGCCUGUGACCUUGCCGCCAGCUGUGAUCCCCGUCCUGGUCAUCGCCUGUGACCGCAGCACUGUCCGGCGCUGUCUGGACAAGCUGCUGCACUAUCGGCCCUCAGCUGAGCGCUUUCCCAUCAUCGUCAGCCAGGACUGUGGGCACGAGGAGACAGCUCAGGUGAUAGCCUCCUAUGGCAGCGCCAUUACACACAUCCGACAGCCCGACCUGAGUACUAUUGCGGUGCCACCCGACCACCGCAAGUUCCAGGGCUACUAUAAGAUCGCGCGCCACUACCGCUGGGCACUAGGCCAGAUCUUCCACAAGUUCAAGUUCCCCGCAGUGGUCGUGGUGGAGGAUGACCUGGAGGUGGCCCCGGACUUCUUCGAGUACUUCCAGGCCACAUACCCGCUGCUGAGGGCCGACCCCUCCCUCUGGUGUGUGUCUGCCUGGAACGACAACGGCAAGGAGCAGAUGGUGGACUCGAGCAAGCCGGAGCUGCUCUACCGCACCGACUUCUUCCCCGGCCUGGGCUGGCUGCUGUUGGCCGAGCUGUGGGCCGAGCUGGAGCCCAAGUGGCCCAAGGCUUUCUGGGAUGACUGGAUGCGGCGGCCUGAGCAGCGGCAGGGCCGGGCCUGCCUGCGGCCGGAGAUCUCCAGAACCAUGACCUUCGGCCGCAAGGGUGUGAGCCACGGGCAGUUUUUUGACCAGCAUCUCAAGUUCAUCAAGCUGAACCAGCACUUUGUGCCCUUCACCCAGCUGAAUCUGUCGUACCUGCGGCAGGAGGUCUAUGACAGGGAUUUCCUUGCCCGCGUCUAUGGCGCCCCUCUGUUGCAGGUGGAGAAAGUGAGGACCAGUGAGCGGAAUGAACUGGGGGAGGUGCGGGUGCAGUACACCAGCAGGGACAGCUUCAAAGCCUUCGCCAAGGCCCUAGGAGUCAUGGAUGACCUCAAGUCGGGGGUCCCCAGGGCCGGCUACAGGGGCAUCGUCAGCUUUCUCUUCAGGGGCCGCCGUGUCCACCUGGCGCCCCCGCAAACCUGGGAGGGCUACGAUCCCAGCUGGAAUUAGUGCUGCCUGUCUCUCCCGGCCCCUUCCCUGCCACGGCACAUGCUGAGACAGACUGCAGUCCUGGCUGCACCCUCCUCUCUGUGUCUCUCUUGGGUCCAUUUAUCUUUUUAUUUUAUUUUUGAGUGGCAUUCGAGUGCACAAAUGAGAAGGUGAAGAUGACUCGCCCAUUGAGAGGUUCAAAUCAGGGGAAACUUUCUGGGGUACUUUGGGGGAUGUUGAGCAAGAAGUCACUGUGUGGUAGGCAGAGACGGCUUGUUGGGGCCACAUGCUUUCAUGUGCCAAUUUUUCUCCUAGGGCAUCUGCAGAGAGGCUGGCAACUUGAGUUCUCUUGCCCAGGCCGCUUUUCCCUGUCCUGGCUCUCACAGCCAGGUAUGGGCCCUUCUCUUGGGCCUGACCCCGCCCCCAUUUGGAGGGGGAGCUGGGUCCGGUGAGAAGAGAACAGACAGAUUUGUGGCCAGAACGAGACCAAGCAAAGGGGUUUUGUCAUCUAGGUCUGGGCGGAGUUUGUUAGGUUGUCAGGGUUUAUGCCUCCCGCCUAUUUCCCCCCUCUUUUCCUCUCUCCUUAUCACAGCUCUUCUUUCCCUGCAGCCUAGCAGUUAUGAUUCCAAGAUGGAAAAUUGAAGGGGAACAGUAAGACCUUCACCAGAGCCCUGGCCAGUUUGGCUCCUCCCUGGCAGUGGGGGGAAAGGGGAUGGGGGGAAGCUUGGUGUGCGGGGCACCCUCUCUUAUCCUGCCUCGAAGAAACAGAAGCUGCCCCUCAGCCCAUCCUGUCUGCAAGCGGGUCCUUUCCUGUCAUUCCAGGAGGGUUCUGAGCCGGCUUGCUGGGAGGGAGGUUAGCUCCUCCCUGAGACCUUGGCUUUUAGAGGUCCCCUCAGUGUGAGGCAAAGCAGCCAGGACAGGAUGACCCACACAACCCUCCUUCCUGUGCCCACCCCACCCCUCAACACCCUGUAUCUGUUCAGGUUAGGAUGCAGAUGGGGGCUUGGAGAGCAAUGUCUGUGCUUUUGUUUCUUGCGCGACCUCAGUUCAUGGAAGAAAGUUGAAGCUGCAGAAUUAUUUUCAAAAAUAAAAGGCUGAAUUGUCUGAAAAA